Molecule: messenger RNA, 773 nt
Organism: Oreochromis niloticus (Nile tilapia)
Lineage: Eukaryota; Metazoa; Chordata; Actinopteri; Cichliformes; Cichlidae
Gene: coa4
Product: cytochrome c oxidase assembly factor 4 homolog
Exons: 2
Coding region: 191-436 (81 amino acids)
Biological process (GO): mitochondrial respiratory chain complex IV assembly
Cellular component (GO): mitochondrial intermembrane space
Source: RefSeq, a predicted model, not a curated record
CCUCACAGGUGUUUAAUAGUUGUCGUUCAGGAACACGAAACGACGGCACAGCUGUGUUGUAACAUCAGUGUAGCUAAACGUCCAGGGUAGCCUGACACCGACAACGCUGCUUAACUAAUUUAAAGUUGGAAGAGUUCAGUGUUAUUUCACUCAGCAGUGUGACUGAGUCAGCAAGUUGUAUUCACACAGGAUGGCGUCACCUCAUGACCGCAGCCGGAAAGAUGACGAGGAUGACCCUGUUGAACAGAUGAUAUCGCGCACUGGCUGCGCUGAGCUUCACUACGCCGUCCAGGAAUGCAUGGCUGAACAUCAGGACUGGCGAGCGUGUCAAAGCCAAGUUCAGACGUUCAAAGACUGCAUGAUGAAUUUCCAAAAGGCCCAGAAAGAACAGCUGAGGCAGCAGCAGCUGCCCUCCACCAAGUCUACGGCCAGCUGAAUAUGCAACAUCCUACAAACACAUACAGUGCUGUGUUUGGGACUUGACUGACAGCUUUAAAUUGCAAAGACUGUACCUAAUUUAAUCAUUAGUAAUGAAAAUAAAGCUCUAGCCGUAUCAUAAAAUCCCUACUUACAGUCUUAAGUGUGUGAUUUAGAGCCUGACUGAUAAUUGGGAUUUAAAAGGCAAUAUGAAAUAUCACUUAACUUCAGUUAGCUUGUGUUUAAGUGUGCAUAUAUGUGUCUCUUGCCACAAACACAUUUUUAGGGGAAAAUCUGAAACUUUGGGAUUUUUCAUGACUUCAAUCCAAAGCAAUAAAACACCUCUGGAAUCUUUA